Cucumis melo (muskmelon) is the source of this 2532-nucleotide messenger RNA. RefSeq names its product protein disulfide-isomerase-like. Lineage: Eukaryota; Viridiplantae; Streptophyta; Magnoliopsida; Cucurbitales; Cucurbitaceae. Bases 107 to 1585 code for a protein of 492 amino acids. Gene Ontology annotation, cellular component: endoplasmic reticulum. Gene Ontology annotation, biological process: response to endoplasmic reticulum stress; protein folding. The transcript has 11 exons. Gene Ontology annotation, molecular function: protein disulfide isomerase activity. The record is from RefSeq and is a predicted model, not a curated record.
AAUACGUCAGAAAAAGCAUGCGAAGCACGUGAUCUAAAAUGGCACUAUUCGUUUUCUUCUCUGACUGUGAGUCUGUGACUCAGAGCUCAACCACUAAUCAACGGCUAUGGCGUCCGCCAUUUCUCUCUGCUUCGUUAUUCUCUUUACUUUUCAUUCUUCUUUACUCGUGCUUAUCGUCGCCGGAACGUACGAUUCUCAGGAGUUCGUCGUCGAGUUGGACCAUUCUAACUUCACCGACUUCGUAAGCAAGCUCGAUUUCCUUAUCGUCUCCUUGUACUCUCCAGGAUGUGGACGUUGUAAGAAGUUGGCACCGGAGUAUGAAAAAGCUGCUAAUAUCCUAAGUAAGCAUAAUCCUCCUCUGGUUCUAGCAAAAGUUGACAUUUCAAAACAAGCAAAUGAGGGACUUGCUGGAUCCGAUGGAAGAAUUUCUAUUAAGAUUGUUAGAGAGGGAGGUAAGAAUGUUCAAGAAUACAAGGGUCCUUAUGAUGCAGAGGGUAUUGUUAAAUAUGUGAAGAGACAGUAUGGGCCUGCCUCUACUGAAAUAAAUACUCUGAAGGAUGCCCAAAUAUUCUUAUCUGACAAUAAGAUUGCUAUUGUUGGCAUAUUCCCUCAUUUUUCUGGGGAGGAGUUUGAAAACUAUACUAUCCUAGCCAAGAAAUUACGUCCUACCGAGGAAUUUUUUCAUACUUCAGAUGCUAAACUUCUUCCUUGGGGUGAAUCAUCUGUACCCAGUCCCUUAAUGAAGGUAUUCAAGCCCUUUGAUGAGCUCUUUGUUGAUACUCAGGAUUUUGACGUCAAUGCUCUCGAGAAAUUUGUUGAAGAAUCAAUUGUACCUACAGUAACUAUUAUGGAUGGAGACCAGAGAAAUCAACGUCUAGUUGACAAUUUCAUGUAUAAUUCAAAUUCAAAGGUCAUGUUGUUUAUAAAUUUUAGCAGUGAGGUUGCUGCUUCCUUUAAGUACAAGUAUCAUGAACUUGCUGAGCUGUACAAAGGAAAUAACCUCAGUUUUCUGAUGGCAGAUAUUGGUGUUAGUUCUCAUGCGACUAAGCAAUAUGGAAUUAAGGAUGAUCAAAUACCCUUCGUUAUCCUACUAAGUGAUGGAACAAAGUAUCUGAAAUCCAAUGUGGAGCCUGAUGAACUUUCUCCCUGGUUGAAAAAAUAUAAGGAUGGAGAAUUGGAACCCUACAUAAAAUCUGAACCUAUACCAGAGCAUAAUGACGAACCUGUGAAAGUGGUGGUAGCGCACACAUUUCAGGACAUAGUUUUCAACUCAAGGAAGAAUGUUCUGCUUGAGUUUUAUGCUCCUUCACAUAAAGUCUGCAAAGAACAGGCUUCAGUCUUUGAGGAUCUUGCCAUCUCAUAUCGAAGAGAUCCUGAUGUCAUAAUUGCUAAAUUUGAUAUCUUUGCAAAUGACAUACUACAUGACUUUGAGAUCUGGAAACUCCCCACUGUUUACUUCAAAUCGGCCGAUGGGAACAUAUCACAAUACACCGGGUAUGCAACAAAGGAAGACUUCAGAGAUUUCAUCGAAAAGAAUAGGUCUAAGCCUGCUGAUAAACAUUUGGAUGUGAAGGACGAGCUCUAAAAGGCCGUAAGCUUUGUGUUCUUAUAAAUUCUCUGCAGAGUAUUUCUAUUUAUCUUUUGAUGUCACAAUAGUUGUUCACAGAUCUCUUUGCUUUUGCUUUGCUGACGAAGUUAGGAAUAGACAAGCACUUGAAGCAAGAAACUUUUAUGAAGAAAAUACAGAGAUGGAGACUUCUGAGAGAUAGAGAACAGAAAUACUCUUUUCCUCUCGAAAACUGGAAUACAACCCGAAAUCAACGAAUCAAGAACUGAUUCCCGAAGAGUUGUAGGCAGAAUUCCAAUUCCAGAAAAAGUUUAAUCACCAGCUGUGUGGGCGAUCACAGUUUCCAAUAUUGCAAUCUACAUGUCGACAGAGCCUCCCAUCUCCGGCCGUAGUGCAAUGGUCUAUUAACAGUGAACGUAUGUUUUCCGAAGAGUUGGGUCAAUGUGGGAUGAGGUAUUGCGACGUCAUUUAGGCGCCAAGGUUGUGGUUUGACGGGUUUAUAUAAUUGGUUAAGUUCCAAAAAGUUGGUCCCCCGCGAAUGAUUGUUAUCUUGAUAAUUGUUACCGUUGUCCUUUCUUCUAAAAUCCCAAGUGAUUUUGCCCCAAAGGAAGACGUGGCGUGAGUUUAUGGCGAGAGCCAUUGAAUGAGUUCUAGGCCAAAUGAAUUCUUAGGGGGGUGUUUGGGGAUGAAAAGGAAUAAGGGAGAAAAGUAUAAGGAAUUGGGAUUAUGAAAGGGAAAGAUUAUUUUAUUCCUUGUUUGAGAGAAGGAUUAUGUGGCAAGGAUUACGACCUAACUUUUUUUUUGUUUUUUUAAUUCGAUAAGAAUUGAAUUUUUUCAUUUUCGUUUAUUUUUUAAUUUGUAUAAAUGAAUUUUUUUGUUAAACAACUAUGGUUUCUUUUUAUUUAUGACAUUUCUAUCGUAAAUUAUGUUCCAUUACCUAUUUAGAAAACAAUGACAUUUUUGAA